AUGAGAGGUUAUGUGCUCGAUUUCUUGAAGGGUUUUUUGGUUCAGGAUAUUGUUCUGUUGGUCGGUCUGGUCGUCUUAUUAAUGCGUUAUCAUCUUUUUUUAUGGGUUCUGUCCUUCAUCCUUUGGUAUAUUUUAUUCUCGGCGGCAUAUUGUGCUCAUAUUUUCCCUUAUGGUUCUGCAACUCUAGUCGCUGAACUUAUUAUAUUCCAAGUUAUCUGGAUUAUGGCUGUUUUUUCGUUAUUUGGAACCGUUUUGACGACACCAGCUGAUAUCCCUAGAAGCUUUGUACCACCAGUCCUAAUUUUCGAAAAACCAAACGUAGCGGAAGAGAUUGCCAAAUGGGCUCGGGAGAAAAAAUUACCAGUUAGAUAUAUUGCAUUGUCAGCAAAUCACGGAACUAUCAAAUGUCCACCAUUCUGUGUACGUUGUAGAGUAAUCAAACCAAAUAGAACUCAUCAUUGUCGGAAAUGUAAUCGUUGUAUUAUUCGUAUGGAUCAUCACUGUCCAAUUAUUGGUCGUUGUAUACAUAUGCAUAAUCAUAAGUUCUUCUUGCUUUUUCUUUUUUGGGCAGCAGUGCUUUGUUUUUACGCAGUUUUAACAACUGCACCAGCUUUAUUUCGACGAACACCAGUAGUCAUUUGGAGUUUUACCGGAAUGGUGCCUUCAUUUGUGCCAGGAUUUAGUCGACGACCUCCACCACCAACCGAUGGACUUGUUGCAACAUGCUUGGUUGCUUCCGGUGCAUUAAAUGCUUUGAUUUGUGGUAUUUCGCUGGGCAUAUUUUCGUUCCAAUUAGGAAACUCUCUGCUGUCAAAUGAAACAACUCUUGAAAGUACAUCGUUUCAACUUUGUGGCGGAAGUGAUAGAAGGAACCCUACAGAUGGUAUUACCUAUGAUUUAGGCUCAAAAUUAGCAAACUUUCGCUCAAUUUUCGGAAAUAAUCCAUACUUAUGGCUUCUACCCGUGCAUUCAACUUAUGGGGAUGGAUUAUUUAAAGAAUUCCAGCUCAAGAAUGAUCUCAAACGAAAGUAUUGA
Molecule: messenger RNA, 1035 nt
Organism: Thelazia callipaeda (thelaziosis nematode)
Lineage: Eukaryota; Metazoa; Nematoda; Chromadorea; Rhabditida; Thelaziidae
Source: the annotation of a GenBank genome assembly